Messenger RNA from Trametes versicolor FP-101664 SS1, 1846 nucleotides. RefSeq names its product S-adenosyl-L-methionine-dependent methyltransferase. The transcript is spliced from 6 exons. The coding region runs from base 842 to 1747 and encodes 301 amino acids. Gene Ontology annotation, biological process: tRNA wobble uridine modification. Lineage: Eukaryota; Fungi; Basidiomycota; Agaricomycetes; Polyporales; Polyporaceae. Gene Ontology annotation, cellular component: cytoplasm; nucleus. Gene Ontology annotation, molecular function: tRNA binding; S-adenosylmethionine-dependent methyltransferase activity. The record is from RefSeq and is a predicted model, not a curated record.
GCCCAUGGCCGAGUCAGACUCCCUCGACCCACGAUCCCGCGCACCAGCCCUCGCCCCGCACACCCCGCCUGGCAUGCAUGUCUUCCUCACCGUCGGGUCCACCCGCUUCGACGCCCUCGUCCAGGCCGCACUCGACCAGCCCGUGCUCGACGCGCUCCGCGCGCGAGGAUACCGCUCGCUCGACGUUCAGUGCGGCAACUCCGAUUUCGACACCGCGCAGCUCCAGCAGCUCGCGGACGACCACUGGCGGCGCACCGACCACACGCUCGACAUCAACGUAUGGAGAUUCAAGCCUUCUCUCAAGCAAGAUUACGAGCGCGCUGAUUUGAUCAUCAGCCAUGCAGGCUCCGGCACGAUCAUAGACGUCCUCCGGCUCGGCAAACCCCUCAUCGUCGUUCCCAAUCCGACCUUGCUAGACAAUCACCAGGAGGAGCUCUCCGACGCCCUUGCGGGCCUAGGCCACUUGCGUUCGUCCACUGUCGUCGAUCUCCCUCGCGCUAUCGCAACACUAGAUACUACGGAGCUCGUUCCCUUUCCCCAGUUCAACGGAAGCAGGUUCCGAGAAAUCCUCGACGAGGAGAUGGGCUUUGUCGAUCACGAUCACGCUCGAAAGAACGGCGCAGAGCGCUGAGUGCGAGUCUGUCUUUUCCCCUCACUCCUACCUCCAUCUCUCGCUCCAGGGAUUCUACACUGUCUGUAUUACUGCUGCCAUCUACUCGCACUGUGUCUACCACUAGCCCUGUCCGUGAUAUACCCCACAAUUGUAUCAUUGAAACCUUCCGUCCGCGUCUGAUCUUGCUCCGAGCGUUCAGCGACUCGUCUCCAGAGCUUCUUUAAACCGAUGCCGACAGUGAAGGCGACCACGGUUUCCGCAGACGACCCGCAAACAUAUGAGGAUGCGCAUGUACACGCUGUGUACGACGAAAUUGCACCGCACUUCUCCUCGACACGCUACAAGCCAUGGCCCAUCAUCGCGACAUUUCUCUCUUCGUUUCCAACGGGGUCAGUCGGCGUUGACCUCGGUACGGGCAAUGGGAAGUAUCUCCCGCUACCAUUAGAGCGACCCGGGAGCGUGUGGACGGUCGGGCUCGAUCGCAGCAAGAACCUCCUCCAGAUCGCGAAGCACGCCGGCGAACGUGAACGCGAGGUCGUGUGGGGCGACGUCCUCGACGGGCCAUGGCGCGCAGGCGCGUUUGAUUAUGCUAUUUCGAUAGCUACCAUCCACCACCUCGCUACCCCUGAGCGACGGAGAGCUGCUGUCAAGCGGCUCCUCGAGAGCAUCUCGCCUGCGCACGGACGUGCUCUGAUUUACGUGUGGGCGGUCGAGCAGGAUGAGCUUUCGAAGAGAAGCAUACCAGCAGGCUCAAGCGAAACCCGUGGUAUCGAGGCUCGCGCACCCUCGGGCAAGGGCCAGGAUGUGUUUGUGCCAUGGGUGCUCGCGCAGCCCGCUGCGCCCAAGCCCAAGGCUACGCGGAAAGAUAAGGGCGGACAUCAGCAUGGCCCGGAAGAAAAGGUUGCGGGAUCGAAGGAGGAGCCCGCGCCAGCUGCAUCCAAGGUGUUCGACCGAUAUUACCAUAUGUUCGCAGAGGGUGAGCUAAACGAGCUCGUCACGGAGGCUGCGGGGGAGAUGGGCUUGCAGGUGGGCGAACCAGAAGCCGGGUCGGUGUACGGCGUGAAGAUAGUCCAGGAUGGUUGGGAGAGGUCAAAUUACUUCGUAGAACUGCGUCGAUGGAAAAAGUCUGACUGAACCCAUUGACCACGAUGUGAGUUUCACGGCGGAAUCAUGGGACACGCGAUCACACAAUUGUGGAGAAGUCAUCGGCACACCGAAGGGUAUGUUUUGGAC